GACUUGGCAUGUCGACCGGUGCCUGAGUGGUCCACCGGCCCCGGCGCUUCGGUGCAUGGACCGGUGACGCCGUCCGGCAUCGUCCGGCCUUGAAAGCCGGUCACCGCAGAUGGUCGGCAGGAUUCGGGACCCGCUGACCGGGGCGGUACUCCGGGCCUCGGGUAAGAAGGAUAGCCGCAACGAGGACCGCGAUGCGAAUCCUAUGAACGACGCCAUCCCUGGGGAAGUGGUGCGUCGAAGUGAAAAGUUCGAGAAGUCGGGACCGAGCACAAAAGCCUUGGCAGAAACCGACAUCACCGCGGUCUUAUCCAAAGGCUCUGGAACAAGAGAAAAGUGGCUCAAAAAGGCGCUGCAACAAGUUUCCGACGGCGAGCUGCAAGCCGUAGAUAUCUACAACAUCCUGAAGGUGCCGGAUUUUGCGGCAGAUCUCAAGGAGAAGACGGGGCGGAGCAUGUACAAGUUCCUCAUGUCACGGAUCUCGGUCUUCUCCAAAGGGCAACAACGUUUUCUGGCGAAAGAGUGUCCGCUUGCACAGCAGUUUGGGGGAGGCGGUGCUGCUGAACCCAUGGUGGACGACAGCAAGCAGAAUCCCGAAGCGGCGGAAGAGAUGAUGGCGCGCGUCCGGCAGUUCGUGCGGCAGCAACAGGGCGUGGAGCUGGACCAGGCCGUGGCCGGCAUUGCGCCUGUGCCAGCUGUGCCAGCGCCGCCUCCUGCAGCACCAGCAGCGCUGGUACCGCCGGCUGUGAGACAAGACAUGUCUGCUGUGGCCAACAUCAUCGCGAGGGCAUCGAACACAGCAGUCAACUACCAGGCAGCGGCGGCAGUGGCGGCACCGCCGGCGCCAGUUCUGGUGCCAGUGGCGCCAGUGGCGGCACCGGUCUCGGCGCCGGUCUCGGCCAUACGAGAGGAGAAGGCAUCGAGCGAGUCGGAAGUUCGACAGCGAGAGCCGUCGAGCUCAGCGAGCAGAAGAAAAAGUAAAAAGACACGCAAGAAUCGCUCGCGCUCCAGGGACCGAAGGAGACGGUGACGAUUUCCUAUGUGAUCCGUUUGCAUCUGCCGGAAAUCCAGCAAACUCAGGUGAAAGCAGGGGUGUUAAGCCCCCAGCUACGGAAUUC
Messenger RNA from Cladocopium goreaui, 1115 nucleotides. NCBI's taxonomy places the organism in Eukaryota, Dinophyceae, Suessiales, Symbiodiniaceae. The record is from the annotation of a GenBank genome assembly.